AUGACCCCUCGACAGCGAUCUAUAUUCCACUGCAAGCGUGCCACGAGACACCACCAAGAUGAAGUGAUUUCGGGGUCCCCGCAGACACCGUUCAGCCCGCACACGGCCGUGUGCCCAAACCCAACAAAACGACCAUGCCCGCGACGGCGAGUGCCAAUAUGGCUUCCUUAUUCAAAGAUGGUGCCACCAUCAAGAACAUAUCAACGAAAAUCAUCAGCAGCGUAUUUUUCACUUCAUAUAAUAAUAUACCCAAUCCAUUACAAAAUGUCAGGAAUGUCGCAAGUAGUACAACCAAGCUGCUCGUUGCUUUUAAGCAACGAGCCAACAACUCCUCUUUCUUCUAAAGCAAUAUGUAAUUUAAACGACACAGAAUGGGAUAAAUUAACAAGGAGUGACAUGGCUGGAAAAUUAUUAGAUUACCUAGACAAAUUGUACGAUAAAAACGAUGAAUCUGAAACUAUCACAGACUGGUUAAAUGAAGAAAAAUUCAUUGACCUUCCAAUAUUUGAUGAUUUCAUGACAAACACUUCUCCAAACAAUAUUGAAAUGAAACCAAUGGAAUAUCAGAAGUUUGUCCCUUCCAACAAAGCUAUCCAGUAUCAACCAUAUCCUACCCAACAGUAUGCACCUAUGUACUGCCAUGAAACAUCCAUUCAGCCAAAAUUCAACUAUGUUCCACCCACUUCAUUGACACCGCCUGAAAGUCCCAAAGAUACCGAUGUCCUAAUGUCUAUGCUAGAUGAUAUGCAACCAGAAGAACUCAGUCAGUUGGUAGUUGACGAAGACACAUUAUCAGACUUUAUGUCAUCAGACGCUAGUAGCCAUACCGAUUCAUACAGUGAUAUAACAACUAAACGAGACAAACCAUACUCUCCAAAGGCUCCCAACGAAGAAAAGCGAUUACGCAAAAAAGAACAAAACAAAAAUGCAGCAACAAGGUACAGGAUGAAGAAAAAAGCUGAAAUCAAGGAAUCUGUAGUAGAAGAGAAACAACUUUUGCAAAGAAAUGAUACUCUCAAGGACGAAGCUAAAGAACUGGCUAGAGAAAUUAAGUAUUUGAAAUCGCUGUUGAGGGAUGUUUACAAAGCCAAGGGACUAUUGAAUUGA
Molecule: messenger RNA, 1107 nt
Organism: Macrosiphum euphorbiae (potato aphid)
Lineage: Eukaryota; Metazoa; Arthropoda; Insecta; Hemiptera; Aphididae
Source: the annotation of a GenBank genome assembly